Hippocampus zosterae (dwarf seahorse) is the source of this 3274-nucleotide messenger RNA. It is a transcript of the gene lztr1, whose product is annotated as leucine-zipper-like transcription regulator 1. Gene Ontology annotation, molecular function: protein binding. The record is from RefSeq and is a predicted model, not a curated record. Gene Ontology annotation, cellular component: Golgi apparatus. The transcript has 19 exons. The coding region runs from base 369 to 2696 and encodes 775 amino acids. Lineage: Eukaryota; Metazoa; Chordata; Actinopteri; Syngnathiformes; Syngnathidae.
AUUCAAUCUUGGGGGCGUGACGGGGACUGUGCAGUGAGUGCACUCUCAUGACAGCUCUCAUGCUUGCUAGUUCUAGUGGUGCUAAUUUUUGCUCCUAUUACUCAAGCCACAUACCAACAAAUACACGAAAAGGACGAAGAUUUUAUUAUCGGUUAAUUCCUUUCCACGCAUGUUGAUAGAAUUGUCUUUUUUUUUUUACAUCGCUGUUUUGCACCUUCACGUUAGCUUUGCAGCUAGCAGUUGUUUUUUUAGCAUCGUCUUUUAGCUAGCAGCUAGCCGGAAGUUUUCGUUCUCUGCAAUCGGAUAAUGACAUUCGCUGCAGAUGUCUGGCCCUGAUACGUGCUCACGUUGGAUGAGUGGAGAGAAAAAUGUCGUGCAAAUCAACCAAAGUGGCCCCCAGUGUUGACUUUGACCACAGUUGUUCAGACAGCGUGGAAUAUCUGACACUUAAUUUUGGUCCUUUUGAGACUGUUCACCGUUGGAGAAGACUGCCUCCGUGUGAUGAGUUUGUUGGAGCAAGGCGCAGCAAACACACUGUUGUGGCAUAUAGGGAUGCUAUCUACGUGUUUGGGGGAGACAAUGGCAAGAACAUGUUGAAUGAUUUGCUGCGCUUUGAUGUGAAGGACUGCUCAUGGUGCCGGGCCUUCACCACAGGAACUCCACCUGCUCCCCGCUAUCACCAUUCAGCUGUUGUCUACGGCAGCAGCAUGUUUGUUUUUGGGGGAUAUACUGGAGACAUAUACUCCAACUCAAACCUUAAAAACAAAAAUGAUCUCUUUGAAUACAAGUUUGCCACAGGACAGUGGACUGAAUGGAAAGUGGAGGGGAGCUUGCCAGUGGCCCGCUCUGCUCACGGUGCAACGGUUUACAGUGAUAAGUUAUGGAUAUUUGCUGGUUAUGACGGAAAUGCCAGAUUGAAUGACAUGUGGACCAUCAGUCUGCAGGACAGGGAGCAUGCAUGUUGGGAAGAGAUCGAACAGAGUGGCGAGAUUCCUCCUUCUUGCUGCAACUUCCCCGUAGCUGUUUGCAGGGACAAGAUGUUUGUGUUCUCGGGUCAGAGUGGGGCCAAGAUAACAAACAACCUCUUCCAGUUUGAGUUCAAUGGCCACAUGUGGACGCGUAUACCCACUGAACAUUUACUACGAGGCUCUCCGCCACCUCCACAGCGCCGUUAUGGCCACACAAUGGUUGCCUUCGAUCGCCAUCUGUACGUGUUUGGCGGCGCUGCUGAUAACACUCUGCCCAACGAGCUGCACUGCUAUGAUGUGGACUCUCAGAGCUGGGAGGUGAUCCACCCCAGCUUGGACAGUGAGAUGCCUAGUGGAAGACUCUUCCAUGCAGCCGCCGUGAUUCAAGAUGCCAUGUACAUCUUUGGAGGGACCGUGGAUAACAAUGUUCGCAGUGGAGAGAUGUACAGGUUUCAGUUUUCAUGCUAUCCCAAGUGCACUCUCCAUGAAGACUAUGGCAAAUUGUGGGAAAACCAUCAGUUCUGUGACGUGGAGUUUAUCCUGGGAGAGCGGGAAGAACGAGUUCUGGGACAUAUAGCCAUCGUGACCGCGAGAUGCCAGUGGCUGCGCAGGAAAAUCCUGCAGGCUCGGGAAAGGCAGCGACAGAGGACCAAACAGGACAGCUGUGAGGAGAACGAUGAAGGGGCCACUGGUGGAGGGACUCACAGGCCGUCAGGCAGACAGCCAAUGCUGCAGGUGUCCAUCAGGGAAGCAGAAGCGCAACCUUUUGAAGUCUUAAUGCAGUUUCUCUACACAGACAAAAUCCAGUACCCACGCAGAGGCCAUGUUCAGGAUGUUCUCCUAAUCAUGGAUGUUUACAAACUGGCCCUGAGCUUUAAGCUCUCCCGCUUGGAGCAGCUGUGUGUUCAGUACAUUGAGGCUUCUGUCGACCUGCAGAACGUGCUCAGCGUUUGUGAAAAUGCCAACAAACUCCAACUCGACCAGCUGAAGGAACAUUGCCUUAAUUUUGUGGUGAAGGAAUCCCACUUCAACCAGGUGAUCAUGACGAGGGAAUUUGAACAUCUGUCCACGCCACUGAUCGUGGAGAUAGUCCGACGAAAGCAGCAGCCGCCUCCCAGGCUGUACUCAGACCAGCCUGUGGACAUCGGGACCUCCCUGGUGCAGGACACGAAGGCUUACCUAGAGGGAGGGGGCCUGGAGUUCUGUGACAUCAUUCUGCUGUUGGACGGACACCCCCGACCUGCUCAUAAAGCCAUACUGGCGGCUCGUUCCAGUUAUUUUGAGGCCAUGUUCCGCUCCUUCAUGCCAGAGGACGGCCAGGUAAAUAUCUCCAUCGGAGAGAUGGUUCCCAGUAAGCAGGCAUUCGAGUCCAUGCUGCGCUACAUCUACUAUGGAGACGUCAACAUGCCUCCGGAAGAUUCUCUUUAUCUGUUUGCGGCGCCAUAUUAUUACGGCUUUUCAAAUAACAGGUUGCAGGCUUACUGCAAGCAGAACCUGGAGAUGAAUGUCACUGUGGAAAAUGUCUUGCAGAUCCUGGAGGCGGCCGAUAAAACGCAGGCUCUGGAUAUGAAGAAGCACUGCCUCCACAUAAUUGUCCACCAGUUCAUCAAGGUAUCCAAGCUCCCCAACCUGCGAUCCCUCAGCCAGUUGCUGCUGUUGGACAUCAUUGAGUCUCUAGCUACACACAUAUCAGACAAGCAGUGUGCUGAGAUGGGCUCCGACAUUUAGGAGGAUGGCAAGAGACCUACACUCGUAUUUCAGUCCACUUUUCCCAAAAGCUCACUUUGAUUGCACCCUGCAUGUUUUCAUCUCACACAUGCCGCAUUCAUUUGAUAGCAAGGUGCUUUGUUCUUUCAUCUGCAUAUCAUUGCGUUAAGUCAUUUAAUUAAUUUUGUAUAGAGCAACUGGUCCAAUUUUCUUGGAUUUUUUUAUAAUUCUUUUUUUUGGCAGAUUAUUAUUUUUCCUGUCAAAAGAAAUCAACCAUAAAAUUGUUCCCACCAUGUCCCUUAACAGCUGGAACGACCAAACUGUGUAAUUUGUAUUUGCUGGAUCAGCAUUAUUCCCUUACACAAUUACAAUUGGUAUAUUAUCAUAUACCUGAUAUUUUCUUGUGCUAUACUGUAUAAUAAAAAAAAUGUUAUUGAUAGCCGUGUGUGAUAUUAACCACUACUAUUAGACAUGACCCAUGUUUAUCUGACCUUACAACAAGCUACCGUAUAUCUGUUAAUACAUAUUUGCACAUGUGAGUUAAAAUGUACUGUUUCAAAAACAAUAAAUCUUUAUGUGAAAGAAAAUAGACAAAAUAA